Molecule: messenger RNA, 2584 nt
Organism: Neltuma alba
Lineage: Eukaryota; Viridiplantae; Streptophyta; Magnoliopsida; Fabales; Fabaceae
Product: peroxisome biogenesis protein 5
Exons: 16
Coding region: 140-2401 (753 amino acids)
Biological process (GO): protein import into peroxisome matrix, docking
Cellular component (GO): peroxisomal membrane; cytosol
Molecular function (GO): protein binding
Source: RefSeq, a predicted model, not a curated record
AUUCGAAGACGGCUCGGGGAACACGGUUGCCGAGCUCGUGCGGGCGGAGGAUCGUAAAGAAGAGAAUUGCAGGAUAAUCGCUGUGAUAUCACAUCGUUAUCAGCAGCUUGUAUUGACUGAAUUUGAAAAAGCCGGAGCUAUGGCGAUGCGGGACCUUGUUACUGGUUCAACCUCUUGCCCUGAUCCAUCUUCUUCUUCCUCUGCUUCUAAUCCCCUUGGAGGUUUGGCCACCGCUCUUUUAGGCACUUCCUCUAAGACACAGGAGAGGCUCAAGGAGAUUCCUGCAACUACUCCUACGAACUCUGGCCUUCAAUUUUACUCAGAGGCUCGUCAAAAUUUGAAUGAGCUUCCGGGAUUGGAAUCUGAUAAACCGUUUGCGGAUGGUAGCUCUCAGGGCUCACAGUUUUUCCAUAGUUUCCGGUCAGCUGAUCGGGCAGGCUUCGAGGAUACGUGGAAUGAGAUACAGCAUCUUCAUGGGCCUCCGGCUCAAGGUAGAGUCGGUCAGUUCCCAAUUUCUGAACAGGACAUCUUCAACGAUAAAGUAGAUUAUGUUCCGCGACUAUUGGAUGGGACACCACAGAGGGUUUUAUCCAGCUUUUUGCACUCCUUUCUUGACAGUGGCCGUGGUGGAAUCCCUUUUCAUCCUUCUCCUCUUCCAUUAUUGGGUUUGUCUGAAGGUGAUAAACAAUGCAUACGUGACCGUAGCAGUAUAAUGGCCAGGCAUCUUUUUGCAGAUAAAAGUGAAGAAUUCAUUAAUGCCCAAUUAAAUGCACUCCUAUGCUCGUUGGAUAUUGAAACUAACACUCAUGAUAAGGGACAUGGGCCUGGAAGAUUUCGGGAACUUGAGGACUAUUGGAAUGAGUCCCAAGGUAACUUGCAACCUGCUGCUCAUGUGGCAGAUGGAUGGAUUAAUGAAUUUCAUCAACAGAGGGAAAUUCAUGCUAAUCCUGAUGCUUGGGCUCGUUCUUUCGAGCAACAACAUGGCGUGAAUGGCUGGGUCUCCGAAUUUGAGCAAUCUCAAUUGUCGUCUGCAGGUCAGAUGGGAGGUGCAAAUUUUCCAAACUUAGCGGCAAUGGAACAGACUCGUUUACUUGCAAGUACACUGGCACAAAAUAAUGACCCUAAAUUUCAGAAUUCAAAGUUUCUUCAGUUUGUGUCAAAGAUGAGCCGCGGUGAACUAAUUAUCGAUGAGAAUCAAGUGAAAGAGACUGCAUUACCUGCGUCUGGUGAUUGGGCUGCGGAGUACCAACAACGUUUUGACAAUCGACAUACUUGGGCUGAUGAAUUUUUAAAUAAUAAGGUUUCAAAUGUACCUGAACAGUGGGCAGAUGAGUUUACAACAAACGAGAAGCACAUAUCAACUGAUGAUCAGUGGGUAAAUGAAUUCUCCAAGUUGCACGUUAAUGAUUGGGCAGAAGAAUUUGGAGCGCAGGUUGCUAAAGGAGUGUUUGGAGAGAAUUCUGCUGAUGAAUGGGCACAGGCAUAUGAUGAGUACAUAAAUGAGCAGGUUGCUGUUAGGCAACGGCCAGAUAAUUCAAGGGGCGUCUAUGUCUUUUCAGAUUUGAAUCCUUAUGUUGGCCACCCUAGUCCAUUUAAAGAAGGACAAGAUCUAUUCAGGAAAGGACUUUUAAGUGAAGCAGUGCUUGCUUUGGAAGCUGAAGUCUUGAAAAACUCUGAGAAUGUACAAGCAUGGAGAUUGCUUGGUGUUGCUCAUGCUGAAAAUGAUGAUGAUCAACAGGCUAUUGCGGCAAUGAUGCGUGCACAGGAAGCUGAUCCAACAAAUCUCGAAGUUCUUCUUGCUCUUGGUGUUAGUCAUACAAAUGAGCUGGAGCAAGCUGAAGCUUUAAAAUUUCUAUAUGGGUGGCUAUGUAACCACCCAAAGUAUAGAACACUUGCACCACCAGAGCAUCCAGAUUCUUUGUUUUAUAAUGAUGUUGCCAGAUUAUUCAAUGAAGCUGCUGUAAUUGCACCUGAUGAUGCUGAUAUUCACAUAGUUCUCGGGGUCUUAUACAACUUAACUAGGGAUUAUGACAAAGCCAUUCAAUCAUUCCAAAGAGCAUUGAAACUUAAGCCACAGGAUUACUCUCUCUGGAACAAGCUUGGUGCAACUCAAGCAAACAGCGUUCAAAGUGCUGAUGCUAUAAUGGCUUAUCAACAGGCUUUAGAUUUGAAGCCUAAUUAUGUUCGAGCAUGGGCAAAUAUGGGAAUCAGUUAUGCAAACCAGGGCUUGUAUGAUGAGUCCAUUAGGUAUUAUGUUCGAGCACUCGCUAUGAAUCCUAAAGCUGAUAAUGCAUGGCAAUAUCUAAGAAUCUCUCUGAGUUGUGCUUCCAGGAAUGACAUGCUGGAAGCUUGUGAUUCACGAAACCUUGACCUUCUCCAGAAAGAGUUUCCACUACAGUAAAUUUUGCUCCGAACGAUUUUACUUUUCAACUACAGAGAGAUCUCCGAGAAUGUUGCACAAUCACAGUGACUGCACCUACAAUACUAGAUGCUGGACACAAUCCUUUAUUCUUGGAACAUCGGAUGAGAUCUGAAUCCAGUUAAGUAUGUGGAUCCAUGAAGUAAUCCAGUGUAGUAACACAAA